UUUUUUUUUUUGCUAAAGAGAAGAAUUUCUGUUGCUUUAGUUCUGGUUCUUGAUCAUCUUUAUGUGGAAUAUCCUGUACUUGUUCCUAACUUGUGUUUGUGGCAAUUACAUUUAGUUAUUCGUCCUGCUGACUCAUAGAACCACAUAUGGCUUACAUGUUUAAAAAUCAGUGUGUUUUGCUCAAAUAAAAAAUUAAUUUUGCUUUACUCAUAUAACUUUAAGACGUCAUUGCAAUUAUGUGCGUGAGUCUUCUAGAUAUAUACAGUAAUGCAAGUAUUGCCGUACUUUUGUCAUUAUGAAGCAGUGAGAAAAGAUAAUAUAGACUAUAUGCUUGCUAGGUAUUCUGAUUUUGUAUAAUGGGUGGACAUUUGAUUGAUGUUGACCGGGAACUUCCCCUUUCUAAUGCUGCUCGCACUGUGGUCUUAGUUGGACGCACUGGUAAUGGAAAAAGUGCAACAGGCAACAGCAUUCUUGGCAAAAACGCCUUCAAGGCCAAGCGUAGCUCUAGUAGGGUCACGACCACUACUGAAUUGAAGACUGCUAUCUUGAGAGAUGGACAACAAAUUAAUGUUAUAGACACUCCUGGUCUUUUUGAUAAUUCUGCCAAAUCAGACUUUAUUGGCAAAGAAAUUGCCAAAUGCAUUAAAUUGGCCGAGGAUGGAAUCCAUGCUGUUCUUGUGGUUCUCUCAACUAGAACUCGCUUUACAAAAGAAGAGGAGUCUGCACUCCGUAGCUUGGAAACUCUAUUUGGAAGUAAAAUCUUUGACUAUAUGAUUGUUAUCUUUACGGGAGGAGAUGAGUUGGAAGAAAAUGAUGAGACUUUGGAAGAUUAUUUGGGCCAUGAUUGUCCGGAGCCUUUGAAGGAACUCCUUGGUCUAUGUGGAAAUCGCUGUGUGCUUUUUGAUAACAAGACUAAGGAUAAAACCAAGAGGGUCGAACAAGUGCAGCGGCUUCUGUCGCUUGUAAACUCGGUUGUAGCACAGAAUGGUGGGCGGCCAUACACAGAUGAGAUAUUUGCUGAAGCGAAGAAAGGGGCUAUGAAACUUCGUGAUCAACAAGAAGAGGUUGCUUGGAAGGGGUAUUCAAAACGAGACAUAGAUCUUUUCAAUGAGCAGAUGCAGCGUCAACAUGAUCUGCAGCUUAAACAAAUUACUGAGAUGCUUGAGUUAAAGAUGAGAGUGAAUACCAUGACGCUUGAACAAAAGUUAGCAGAUGAACAUGCUGCACGACUAAGAUCUGAACUGCAGAUUGCCCGAGAUGCUCAACAAAGGUCUGAAAAAGAGAGAUACGAUCUGCAAGUAGAGAAGCGGAUACGUGACGGAAAUGGCAGAGGCCGCAUAGGCCUCGGAGACAUUUGUCCUAUUCUUUAAUGCAAUGAUUGAUAGGCUAUGUGGUAAGGACAUCGUGGAGUUUGAGGCAACUGGUUGCGACGUCUGGUUGAUAAUGGCUAUGGUAUCUUGUGUAAAUGUGAAAGAUGCUGGCUCACAGUUGGAAUUAAUAUCUAAACUCUUGAACUGUAUGGGAAUAAUGUUGUAAGUAUAUUCAUCUCUUAAGGAGGUUUAUAUAGUAUUACAACCAUGUACAUAUAAAGAAAAGUAAUAAAUGCUGAUCUAAGU
Rosa rugosa (rugosa rose) is the source of this 1616-nucleotide messenger RNA. Its product is annotated as immune-associated nucleotide-binding protein 9-like. Bases 357 to 1370 code for a protein of 337 amino acids. The transcript has 6 exons. NCBI's taxonomy places the organism in Eukaryota, Viridiplantae, Streptophyta, Magnoliopsida, Rosales, Rosaceae. The record is from RefSeq and is a predicted model, not a curated record. Gene Ontology annotation, molecular function: GTP binding.